GCAGUUGUCUUCGGCGCUGUACAAAACUUAAUAAUGGAAUAAAUUAAAACUCUCGGGAGCGUUUAGUGAAAUUUUUAAAAAGGUCGAAAGAGGUCGCGCUGUUUGAGUGCGGCGCCUCUUCUAAUAACCGGAUGUUGUCUUCUUCUGAUAUCCUCCGGUGCUACAGGCAUUUUUGUCCCCAAAAUGGCGAACGUUGCUGCCGCUACUGUGGCUGCUGCGGCCGCAGCUGCCGCCGCGAACAGAGAUCCAGCCGUCGAUCGGUCUUUACGAUCAGUGUUCGUUGGAAACAUUCCAUAUGAAGCCACAGAAGAGCAGUUGAAAGACAUAUUUUCUGAAGUCGGACUUGUUGUCAGCUUCAGGUUAGUUUAUGACAGGGAGACAGGAAAGCCAAAGGGAUAUGGCUUCUGUGAGUACCAGGACCAGGAGACGGCCCUCAGCGCUAUGAGGAACUUGAAUGGGAGAGAGUUUAGUGGUCGGGCUCUCAGAGUCGACAAUGCAGCUAGUGAAAAAAACAAGGAAGAGCUCAAAAGUCUGGGAACAGGAGCCCCUAUUAUCGAAUCUCCAUAUGGAGACAGCGUUUCACCAGAGGAGGCUCCAGAGUCCAUCAGCAGAGCUGUGGCAAGUCUUCCACCUGAGCAGAUGUUUGAAUUGAUGAAACAGAUGAAGCUGUGUGUACAAAACAGUCCCCAGGAGGCGAGAAACAUGUUGCUGCAGAAUCCGCAGUUGGCCUACGCUCUGCUGCAGGCACAGGUCGUUAUGAGGAUUGUUGACCCCGAGAUCGCUUUGAAAAUGUUGCAUCGUCAAACACCAGUUCAGCCCCUGGUCCCCAGCGGUCAGGUUGGAGGAGCACCUCCAGUCAAUCCUCCGGCACAGCCCAAUGUUCAAGUCUCACAGUCACAGCCUGUGCCUGUCAUGCACAUCAAUGGAGCACCUCAGAUGAUGCAGCCCUCCAACAUGGGCGUUGUCCCUGGACCAAUGCCUCAACCAGGUCCUGGACCCGGACCUGGACCAGGACCAGUUGGGCCUCCAGGAAACCUACAGAAUUCCCCCACAGGAUCAGCUGGACCCGCUGCUAUCGAGCGGCCUCAAGGACCGGGCGGUAUCCCACCUAGAGGGCUGCUGGGUGACGGUCCCAAUGAUCCCAGAGGAGGAACUCUGUUGUCUGUCACCGGAGAGGUUAUCGACCCCAGCCGGGCCUACAUGGCUGCUCCACCACCUCACCAAGCCCCAUCCAUACAUAUACCACAGAUGGGAGGUGGACCACCACCAGAAAUGAGAGGGCCUCCAAUGCCUGAACCACGAACUAUGAUGGUGGACCCACGAGGUCCUCCGAUGAUGGAGCCACGGGGGCCGCCGAUGGAACCUAGAGGCCGUGAUCCGAGGGCAAUGGAUGCUCGCGGGCCUGUGACUGGUCAGAGGGUUGCCAUUGUGCCUGGAAUGCAGGGCCCUGUUCCACAUGCGAUGGGUCAGAAUGCUCCUCCGCCUGCAAGACCGGGUCCAGGUAUUUCUGGGGUGCCCCCAUCAGGAGGCAGCUUCAGUCCAGGCCAGAGUCAGGUCUCCACUCAGGAUCAGGAGAAGGCUGCCCUGAUCAUGCAGGUCCUGCAGCUGACCCCAGAACAGAUCGCCAUGCUCCCCCCGGAGCAGCGACAGAGCAUCCUCAUCCUCAAAGAGCAGAUUCAGAAAACCGCCUCGGGUGCGCCAUGAUUCUCCAAGAAGGCAGAGGUGGAGAUUCUCUUCACUGUUCUACCUGCAACAGUUUAAAGCAGGAAGAUGUUUUCUGAUUUAAAUGUUUUCUGUCAUUCCUGUUGCGGGAUCUGCUGUCCCUUCCUGAUGCACCUGCUGAAACAGGCCAGAAGAUCACCUAUCUUGGAUUAUUGUAGUUUUAUUUAGUCUGUGUUGUGUGAAGAGUGUAGGAUUGAUCCAAAUGACCUUUACAAAGAUGGUUAAAGCGGUCAGGGGCAAAGGUUUUCUCUUUCUAUAAAGCAAACUGUUGUAAACUCUCUGGAAACUGUUUUUUUUUUUAAUAAAACAAAUAAAUUUA
Messenger RNA from Girardinichthys multiradiatus, 2041 nucleotides. RefSeq names its product cleavage stimulation factor, 3' pre-RNA, subunit 2 (gene cstf2). The coding region runs from base 184 to 1704 and encodes 506 amino acids. Gene Ontology annotation, biological process: mRNA 3'-end processing. The transcript has 13 exons. Gene Ontology annotation, molecular function: mRNA binding. NCBI's taxonomy places the organism in Eukaryota, Metazoa, Chordata, Actinopteri, Cyprinodontiformes, Goodeidae. Gene Ontology annotation, cellular component: mRNA cleavage and polyadenylation specificity factor complex. The record is from RefSeq and is a predicted model, not a curated record.